Messenger RNA from Hibiscus syriacus, 775 nucleotides. Its product is annotated as MLP-like protein 31. Gene Ontology annotation, biological process: defense response. The transcript has 2 exons. Bases 87 to 560 code for a protein of 157 amino acids. NCBI's taxonomy places the organism in Eukaryota, Viridiplantae, Streptophyta, Magnoliopsida, Malvales, Malvaceae. The record is from RefSeq and is a predicted model, not a curated record.
UUAUGAAACAUAAAACAAACCACCCCCACUUGAAAGCUAAUUAUUGAUUAUUUUUAGUCAAAGAGAUCAUCUUCUUGUUGAAAACAAUGGCAUCCUCAGGUACGACCGGUAAGCUCGAUAUCUAUGUGGAGAUCAAGGCAUCUCCCCAGCAGUUUCACGACAUGUUCACCAACAGACCGCACCACGUGCACCAUACUAGCAGUGACAAGAUUCAAGGAUGUGAUCUACACGACGGUGAAUUCGGGAAAGUCGGCACCAUCCUCAACUGGACUUAUGUGCAUGAUGGAAAGGCUAAAAAGGCAAAGGAGUUAGUGGAAGCUGUAGACCCUGCUAAGAACUUGAUCACUUUUAGAGUGCUGGAGGGAGAUCUGCUGGAAGAUUACAAGAGCUUUGUAUUCGCCAUUCAAGCUUCCCCCAACCGCGGGGGUAGUGGCAGUGUAGUGCACUGGACUUUGGAAUAUGAGAAGCUUCAUGAAGGGAUUGACCAUCCUGAGAGUAUGGUGGAAUUCGUGAAGGAUCUCUCCAUUGACAUCGACGCUCAUCUCACCAAACCAAACUAAAGGCGUCUUGGUUUCAGUACUACUACUUGAAGCACUUCUCGUCUAAGUAAGGAAUAAAUCCGUGGCUGUCUUUCUUAUUUGUUUCAGUAUAUGUUUCGAUGGAUAGAGUGUUGAAGAGAGCGAGCUUUCUGUUUUAUUGAAUGUUAAGUGAUGUAUGAGAUUGAAUGUAUCUAUGCUUCUACUUGUGUGCUAAAUAUAUUAGUGUGUUUUAAUAA